This is a messenger RNA of Gavia stellata (red-throated loon), 2030 nucleotides long. RefSeq names its product ribonucleotide reductase regulatory subunit M2 (gene RRM2). NCBI's taxonomy places the organism in Eukaryota, Metazoa, Chordata, Aves, Gaviiformes, Gaviidae. The record is from RefSeq and is a predicted model, not a curated record. Gene Ontology annotation, cellular component: cytosol. The coding region runs from base 31 to 1188 and encodes 385 amino acids. Gene Ontology annotation, molecular function: ribonucleoside-diphosphate reductase activity, thioredoxin disulfide as acceptor. The transcript has 10 exons. Gene Ontology annotation, biological process: deoxyribonucleotide biosynthetic process.
GCCCGCCACGACCAGCCCCGCCUGUCUCCUAUGAAGAGCCUGUCGCCCAUGAAGAACCUGGCGCUGAGUGACAAGGAGAACACGCCCCCCGUGCUCAGCAGUGCCCGCGUCCUGGCCAGCAAGGCGGCCCGCAAGAUCUUCCAGGAGGGCGACGGGAAGCCGGUGAGCGAGCCGAGCCCGAGCCGCUCUCCGCCGCUGCAGGUACCGCGGGGCGAGGAGGAGGAGGAGCCGCUGCUGCGGGACAACCCCCGCCGCUUCGUCAUCUUCCCCAUCCAGUACCACGACAUCUGGCAGAUGUACAAGAAGGCCGAGGCCUCCUUCUGGACGGCGGAGGAGGUGGACCUUUCCAAAGACAUCCGGCACUGGGAGUCCCUGAAGCCUGAGGAGAAGUACUUCAUUUCUCAUGUCCUCGCCUUCUUUGCUGCCAGCGAUGGCAUUGUCAACGAAAACUUGGUGGAGCGGUUCAGUCAAGAAGUACAAAUCACAGAAGCUCGUUGUUUCUAUGGCUUCCAGAUUGCCAUGGAAAAUAUACAUUCAGAAAUGUACAGUCUUCUUAUUGACACCUACAUUAAAGAUUCUAAAGAGAGGGAGUUUCUUUUUAAUGCUAUUGAAACAUUACCAUGUGUUAAAAAGAAGGCUGACUGGGCCAUGCGUUGGAUUGGGGACAAGAAAGCAACUUAUGGAGAACGCGUAGUAGCUUUUGCAGCAGUGGAAGGGAUCUUCUUUUCAGGCUCUUUUGCAUCAAUUUUUUGGCUGAAGAAAAGAGGAUUAAUGCCUGGACUCACUUUUUCUAAUGAACUCAUCAGUAGAGAUGAGGGCUUGCACUGUGAUUUUGCCUGCCUCAUGUUCAAGCACUUGAUACACAAACCAUCAGAGGAGAGAGUAAAGGAAAUCAUCAUGAAUGCUGUUCUCAUCGAACAGGAAUUCUUGACGGAGGCACUGCCUGUAAAGCUGAUUGGCAUGAACUGCACUUUAAUGAAACAGUACAUAGAGUUUGUAGCAGACCGGCUUAUGUUGGAACUGGGAUUUAACAAGAUAUACAAAGCGGAGAAUCCUUUUGACUUCAUGGAAAACAUCUCUCUGGAAGGCAAGACCAAUUUCUUUGAGAAGCGAGUAGGUGAAUAUCAGAGGAUGGGAGUCAUGUCAAAGCCCACAGACAACUCUUUCACCCUGGAUGCGGAAUUUUAAAUUAACUGAGACCAUAUGAGUUAGUGUGUAUGCUCCCCUGUUUACAGGGAAACAUUAAGUAUAUUGAGUCACAGUGUGACUUGAUUCCUGUACUAAAAUCCCACUCUUGAAAAGUGUGGUGAUAUUGGUACUUUUCAGGAGGCUAGUAUACCUCCAGCAGUAAAAUCCCUUUUUAUUAGACUUUGCCAAUGGUGUUAAUUCAUAGCAUGUUUAGAUGUAUCUCUCACAACAUAUGCUACUCCAUUUUGUGAAAGAUAUGGGCACCUUCCUUCUGCAAGAUGGGAGGUUAUGGGCAGUGACCACUAGCUUCUGCUGUUCUCCCUAUAAACAAAGGAGCAGUUGAGAAAUUCUAGUCUUAAAUUUGCUGGAUACUCUGCAGAAAACUCUGGAGGCAACUACAUGACCUCACUGCUUUCUUAGCAGGUUUUAAGUUUACCUUUUUUACUAUUGUUUUAAUAGUUUGUACAUAAACCUGGCACUUUAAUGUUUAAAAUAAAGAACUGUCUUGUAAUACUCGACAAUGGUAAAAUGCAAGUCUAAAUCUUAGACUUCUGCAAUCUAACCUUUCAUGACUUGUGCUUCCUUCUGGGUAUGUAACUUAAAAAUGGUGCUGUGAAUCAGACUAUAUUGAUUUUGAAAUCUGUCGAAGAACAGGAAGAAACUUUGUAUGGAAGGUGAAGAACUUGGUAAGUUGGAUAUUCUGGGUACUGAAAAAUAACAUGCAGCUGGCUUCUGGACUUAAUUGCAUUUUCUUUAAUAUCUGGGAGCAGUAUUUCAUAUAAUAGUAAUAAAGAGCUGCUUGGAUUCAGUGUUGUACUGGCUUCAGUGCUCCAAUGGGCAAA